AUGGCUGAAAAUCUUGUGAAACACUCAGGGGGGAGUAGAAGUAGAGGAAUGGAAGAGCUUGGUAAUGAGUAUUUUGAUGAUUUAGUAUCUUUUUCAUUCUUUCAACCAAAAACCACUCACUGGAAUACAUCUUAUUUUAUCAUGCAUGAUCUUGUUAUUGAUUUGGAUAGAGCUGUUUCCGGAAAGUACUCUUGUUUGUUAGAGCACAAUGAAGAUAUUGAUAAGUUUGAGAAGAAAAUACGUCACCUUGGAUGUGUCAUGGAACUCCUUUAUCAUAAUGACGAGAAAUCUAGUUUUAAUUUUGAAGCUACUCAUUUGCGAACCUUUUUAUCAUUAGGUGAAGUUGAUCAACGUGUUCCUAUUCCUCUGGAAGUGCUGCACAAUUUUCUAUUGAAGUUAAAAGGUUUGAGAGUUCUAUCUUUUCGUUAUUCUCAUAUGUUGGAGUUGCCUGAUUCAAUUGGUAAACUAAAAUAUCUUCACUAUUUAGAUCUUUCUUACACCAACAUUGUGAAGUUGCCUGAAUCAAUUACUGUAUUAUAUAAUUUACAAACAUUGAAGUUAGAAAAAUGUUUCGAGCUUCAAACUCUGCCCGAAGGCAUGCACCAUCUCAUUAGUUUGAGACACCUUAUUAUCAGAGGAGCUGGGCUAGUAGAGAUGCCAAGCCAAAUGAGUAAAUUGACGAAACUCCAAAUAUUGACAACAUUCGUUGUGGGAAAAGAGAGUGGGGCCAAAAUAGAAGAGUUGGCAGAACUUGCAGACCUUCGAGGAGAGCUUUCCAUUGAGAAGUUAGAAAACGUGGUCAACAUCACAAGAGCAUCGAAUCAAGCCAGUGUACUAUAUAAGAAGCAACUUGAGAAAUUUAGUUUGGAAUGCACAAAAUUUCCAAACUGGGUUGGGAAUGAUUCUUUUAGCAACAUUGUUCAAGUAAAGCUUGAUGAGUGUCAGCGUUGCUCCAAUUUACCACCACUUGGGCAACUGGCUUCGCUUAAACAUCUUGACAUUUCAGGAUUCAAUUCAGUAGUAUUAGACUAUUGUGUCCCACAUGGAAUAAGUAUGGAGCCUCAUAAUUCUUGUCAAGUAGUGAUGGUGGGUGCUGAGUUUUAUGGGAAUUCAAAAGAGCCAUUUUCAUCAUUAGAAACUUUAAUAUUCAGCUACAUGUCAUCAUGGGAGGAAUGGGAAUCAAAAGAUUCAGCAAAAUACAGAAAUCUCAAAACACUUAAGAUUCGUCUUUGUCCUAAGCUCAUUGGGAAUUUGCCUCCCUUUCUUCCUUCAUUAACAGAGAUUAAAAUCGAUGCACAUUGGCAGGGUGCAUUAACCAUCCCAAGAUUACCAUGUUGGACUUGCUGCCCCAAAUUGACUUACCUUGAAAUCAUGGAUUGUUUCAAAAUGAAGUGGUUGCCAGUGAGGAUGGCUUCACUCUUAUCUUUAAAGUAUUUGAGUAUUUAUGGUUGUCCAUUGAUAGAGACUUUGCCUGAAGGUGGUCUCCCCAUUUGUUUGUCUACACUUAAAAUAUCCUAUCAUGAACUUUUGAGGAUAAAUUGGAAUUGGCAAACAUUACCUCAUCUUAAGCAUGUUGAAAUUGAAGGAGAUAAAGAAGAUUUGGAAUCAUUUCCAGAGGAAAGACUACUGCCUACCACUAUUACCUCUCUUGGUAUCGUAAGAUUUUCAAAACUUAAAUGCCUGAGCAAAAAUGGGCUUACACAACUCACCUCCUUGCAAACACUUGAAAUCCGAUCCUGCCCCGAGUUGGAUACAUUGUCAGAAGAAGGUUUUCCAACCUCCCUCAGCUCUUUAAACAUAAUUGAUUGUCCUCUGCUGGAGAAGAAGUACUACUGCUCUAGCAAGAUUAGUCACAUACCAGAUGUCACUUUUGAUUGA
Humulus lupulus (European hop) is the source of this 1878-nucleotide messenger RNA. Its product is annotated as putative disease resistance RPP13-like protein 1. Lineage: Eukaryota; Viridiplantae; Streptophyta; Magnoliopsida; Rosales; Cannabaceae. The record is from RefSeq and is a predicted model, not a curated record. The transcript has 4 exons. Bases 1 to 1878 code for a protein of 625 amino acids.